This is a messenger RNA of Branchiostoma belcheri (Belcher's lancelet), 1389 nucleotides long. RefSeq names its product TNFAIP3-interacting protein 2-like. The transcript is spliced from 5 exons. Gene Ontology annotation, biological process: regulation of transcription by RNA polymerase II; cellular response to lipopolysaccharide. The coding region runs from base 550 to 1389 and encodes 279 amino acids. The record is from RefSeq and is a predicted model, not a curated record. NCBI's taxonomy places the organism in Eukaryota, Metazoa, Chordata, Leptocardii, Amphioxiformes, Branchiostomatidae.
AGGAUUCGCGGAAGUGACAAAUACACAGUUUUAGUGCCACUUUACUUUGAUAGAAACAAUCAUCUUGCCUGAGCAGGGAACAAACAUCUACUUUCAGAUACUCGGACAGCUUUGGUCGCUGCUGAAAAAGAACAACAAGUGGCAAAGUAAGGUGUGUAAAUUUACUAGUUGCAAGUAUGCAACAUGGCCAGUGCACAGGUUGGAGUCUCUAACUCUGUGAGUGUGAGUCUUGAGAGUGCUCAGAGGUUAGUUGACUUCCAAGACCGACUGUUGCAAGCUGAAGAAGGAUUGACUAGGGACCAGGUACUUCGCAUCAGACGUCUGUGCCAAGAUUUUACAGACCCACUGACAGACGAACAGCUGGAACUACGUCCAGCUAGUAUUGCACGAUUGUUGUUUAAGGACCUCCAGAACAAAAAUCUGAUAGGUCCAUUCAACGCCGUGCUAUUGGCAGAUCUGCUAGCUAAGGUUGGACGUGAUGACAUUGGUGCCCUGUUCUGUGCCUGUUAUUGAAGGUUCCAGGUCAUCAUCAUCAUCAUUGUAUUGAAGAUGGACACAGGAUUGUUGGAUGAACAGAUAGAGAUGGAAGUUCUCCAGAUGCAGCUGUCAGUAUACCGAGAAGACUUUGAGGCAGAGAGGAGGGACAGGGAGAGACUUCGAGCAGAAGUAGAGUCUUAUAAGAAAGAAGCGGAGGCCCUCAGGCUACAGGUUCGUGGUGAGACUCCCACCAAGUCAGGACCUCAGAGUCAACCUUGUGGUCCUUCAAACAACAGCCACACCACUGGUUUAUCGGAAAUGCAUCAAACGAUUGAAGAUCUUCGGGCACAGGUGUCAACAUACCGUGAAGACUUUGAAAAGGAGAGGAGAGACAGAGAGAGUGCUCAAGUGGAAAGGGAGGCUUUGGUCGAAGAAAUAGCAGCUUUGAGGCAACAGUACACACAGCUGCAGCAGGCCCUGGAGACUGCUGACUACAUGUAUGAUGGCACACAGCGCUCGAACAACUAUGUCAGGUGGAAGAACAAGGCUAUGCACAGCCGGGCCAACUACAAGUCCCAAAAAGGCUACAAAAAAAUGUGUGCCAGGGUGUACCUGAAUGGGGAUGGUAUGGGUGGCAUGAUGUGUUCUCAAGAGUACAUGUACCUGAAUGGGGAUGGUAUGGGUGACAAGAUGUGUGCUCAAGUACUGUACCUGAAAGGGGAUGGUACGGGGAUGUGUGCUCCAGAGUACCUGAAAGGGGAUGGUACGGGGAUGUGUGCUCCAGAGUACCUGAAAGGGGAUGGUACGGGGAUGUGUGCUCCAGAGUACCUGAAAGGGGAUGGUACGGGGAUGUGUGCUCCAGAGUACCUGAAAGGGGAUGGUACGGGGAUGACUGUGCUCCAGAGUACCUGA